AUGGCUUCUGACGGCUCUAAGGGCGGCCGCGAUGAGCCGGUGGCCAUCAUCGGCAUGGCGUGUCGCUUUCCGGGUGAGGCGACGAACCCUUCAAAAUUCUGGGAGCUCCUCAAGGACGGCAGAGACGCCUUUUCCGAGGCCGACCGCUUCAACCCUGAGGCGUUUUACCAUGCCAACAGCAGCGGGCGACAGAAUGUGCUACCGUGCAAGGGGGCGCACUUCUUGCAGGGCAGCCCGUACGCCUUCGACGCCGCCUUCUUCAACAUCACUCCCGGCGAGGCGCUGGCGACUGACCCGCGGCAGCGGCUUGCCCUCGAGGUCGCGUACGAGGCGCUCGAGAACUCGGGCCUGCCGCCGCACCGCGUGGCCGGCACGCGAACCGCCUGCUUCAUGGGCGCCGCCGCCAACAUGGCCGAGUAUAAGGACGGCAUCGUCCGCGACUUUGGCAACCAGCCCCAGCAUCUCAUCAUGGGCAUCUCCGAGGAGCUCAUGAGCAACCGUCUCUCGCACUUCUUCGACCUGCACGGGCCUAGCGCCACCGUCGAGACGGCCUGCUCGUCGAGCCUGGUCGCCGUCCACCUCGCAUGCCAGAGCCUGCGCGCGGGCGAGUCCAAUAUGGCCAUCGCGGGCGGCGUGAACCUGCUGCUAUCGCCCGACACGUUUAUGCAGCUACAGAACCUUUCGGUGCUCAGCCCAGAGGGCCGCUCGCGGUCCUUUGAUGACAACGGACGCGGAUACGGCCGUGGAGAGGGGUGCGGCAUCGUGGUGCUCAAGCGCCUUUCAACAGCCCUCAGCGACGGAGACCCGAUCCGUGCCAUCAUCCGGGCCACCGGCUGCAAUUCGGAUGGAUGGACAAAGGGCAUGGCCCUGCCUUCUGGCGAGUCGCAGAUGCAACUCAUCAAGGACGUCUACGAUACAUUUGGUCUCGACUACUCCUUGACCCAAUACGUGGAGGCACAUGGAACUGGGACGAAGGCCGGAGACCCGACAGAGGCCCACGCCAUCUAUAACACCAUCGGCAGGGCUACCAGGAAUCAGAAACUGAUCAUGGGCAGCGUAAAGCCAAAUAUCGGUCACCUAGAACCGGCCGCCGGCAUCGCCGGGCUGAUCAAGGGCGUGUUAUCUUUGGAACGCGGCCUCAUCCCACCCAACAUACACCUGACCAAGAUAAACCGCAACAUCCCCCUCGACGAAUGGAACAUGGAGAUACCUACCAGGCUGACGGCGUGGCCCGUUGCCCAGUACCGGCGCAUGAGCGUCAGCAGCUUUGGUCUGGGCGGCACCAAUGCUCACGUCGUCAUGGAGGCUCACAAUUCCCAGGUCAUCAGAGACCACGGCAGCAACGGCAGCAGGAGCGGAAUCACCUGUCAUCGUAAGAGACUGUUCGUGCUCAGCAGCCAGGACAAGGGCGGCUUCGACCGCAUCGGCAACUCGCUCGUCCGACACCUGGACGGCCUUGGGCCGCUCGCCGCUCGCCCUGAAUACCUGGCCGACCUGGCCCACACGCUCGCCGUUGCACGGUCGGGGCUCGGAUGGGUGAGCAGCUUCGUCGCCGAGAGCUUAGCCGAGGUGCGGGAACGACUGAACCUGGGCGCGGGACAAGACGCCACGCGACGACGGCGCAGCGAGAAGGACAAAGACAACGCGCCGAGGUUGGCCUUUGUCUUCACCGGCCAAGGCGCGCAGUGGGCCGGCAUGGGACUCGAGCUGCUCCAGCGACCCGUCUUCGCGGCAUCUGUGGCCGCCUCUACGGCCCACCUGGCUCGGCUUGGAUGCGAGUGGGAUCCGGUUGAGGAAAUGCGCAAGUCGGGCGACAUGAGCCGGCUUAGCAGUCCGGAAAUCAGCCAGGCCGUCUGCACCAUCCUCCAGAUCGGGCUCGUUGACGAGCUUAGAUCGUGGGGGAUACGGCCGGCAAAGGUGAUUGGUCACUCGAGCGGCGAGAUCGCCGCGGCGUAUUGUGCGGGCGCCCUGACCCAUGCUGACGCUAUCGCGGCCGCUUACUUCCGCGGCAAGGCUUCGGCUGCUGUUGUCGCUACGAGCACGUCGACGGGUAGGGGCAUGGGCAUGAUGGCCGUCGGCUGUUCCAGAGAAAAGGCUGAGAAGCUGAUCGCAAGCCGUGACGGCAGUAUUGGAGUGACGGUGGCGUGCGUGAACUCGCCCGGGAGCAUCACGCUCUCGGGCGACGCGGCGGAGCUCGACCAGCUAGCCCGGGUCCUCCAAGAGCAAAACAUCUUCCACCGACGGCUCAAGGUAGAGGUCGCGUACCAUUCCCCUCUCAUGGCGCCCGUCUCUGAGGCAUACUUGUCAUCCAUCGCCGACAUACAGCCCCGAGAAGAGACGGACCCUGUAAUAUCAGGAGGAACAGUCAUGAUCUCAAGCGUGACGGCCUCCGAAGCGACGCCCGACAUGCUCGGCCCGUACUACUGGCUUGCCAACAUGCUAUCACCGGUUCUCUUCUCGGACGGCAUCCGCGAGCUGGUGCGGCCGUCUGACCCGGACGAUGCCGAGAAAGACGCCGGUAACACGGUCGACAUGAUGAUUGAGAUCGGCCCCCAUAGCACGCUUGCCGGACCUGUCGCCCAGACUCUGUCCGACCACGGCCUAGGCGAGGUGGAAUACCGGUCGGUGCUGCUUCGGGGCCACGACGCUGUCGAGACGGCCCUGCAGCUCGCCCGAGGCCUCUUCCACGCCGGCGUGGCUCUCGAUGUUGCCGCCGUCAACGGCGACAAGGAUUUGGGCACCUCGCUCCUUACUGACCUGCCGCCUUACCCGUGGAAUCACGACAGGCUUUUCGACGCCACGUCUCGCAUCCAGAAGGAGUACCUACACCGCCAGCUCCCGCGCCGGAGCCUUCUUGGGACGCAGAUGCCAACCGUACACCAGACGCAGCGUGUCUGGCGCAGCCACGUCCGGCUCGAAGAGGAGCCCUGGCUGCGUGGCCACAAGGUGGGCGUGACGGUCGUGCUGCCCGCUGCGGCCAUGCUCAGCAUCGCCAUUGAGGGCGGGCGCCAAAUCGCCGAGGCUGGAAAGACGCUGCACGCCAUCCGACUGCGCGACGUGUCCUUCUUCGCCGCGCUGGCGCUGCCCGAGUCGACGGCGACCGAGCUGAUACUGACCAUACGCCCGCACCUCCUGGGCACCGUGGGCCACGGCACCACGGCCGGCACCUCGUCGUGGUGGGAGUUCCUGAUCUCGUCGAGCGUCGGGACGACCAGCCCGCCGCGCGACAACUGCGGCGGCCUGCUCUCUCUCGACUAUCGCGAGGACCGAAGCGAGCACGCGAGGCGCGAGGACGAGCACCUCGCGGCCGAGAAGACUGGCGAGUACCGCGCGACGCUCGACGCGUUCCGGUCGGAAACGUACGCGCCGGACGACUUCUAUCGGCACCUCGCCGAACUCGGCUUCCAGUACGACGGGCACUUCCGAAGCGUCGAGGACAUACACCCGGGCGCGGGCCGCGCAACCUUUGGCGUGCGGCUGUCCAGCCUCGAGGAGACGUUCAGCACGGGACAGCUAGAGGGGGGGGAGGAGGGGCAACAGAGGCCCUUUCUCGUACACGGCGCCGCGCUGGACGCCAUCUUCCAAGCCUGGACGGGCAGCACGAUGCGCGGCGGCCGCAUCGAGGCCGAGAAGCCGUACGCGCCGACGUUCGUGGCCGAGAUGGAGGUUUCGGCCGGCUUUCCCGCGCCCAAGGGUCAGCUGCUCCCGGGCGUGUGUGUUUCGAGACGUAGUGGCUUCAACGAGUGGUCCGUCGACGCUAGUCUGUUCGCCGAUGACUCGCUAAGCAGCCUGUGUCUCUCGUUCAAGGACUUUCGGCUGAGCGAGCUCGACGCAGCCAGCGCCGGUGCCGGUGCCGGUGCCGGUGCCGGUGCCGUUGCCUCCACGAAAUCAUCCGGCGUGGCGGCGCUGACGGCGUCCGUGCAGUGGGACGAUGCACUCGACUUCAUGACGCCCGAGGAGGUGGCGGACGCCAUCUCCGAUACUGUCGCCGGUGCCACCGCCCCGUCCGCGCGGGAGAGACUGGCGAAGCUUGUUGGUUUGGUGCUCCAUGGCAUGAACCCCGCAGCUACGGCCGUUGAGCUGGUGCGGCAGGGCGCGGAGCCGCGGUUGCUGGCGGAGAUGCCGUUGGCCUCUCGUGUGAUGUACGUGGCGGCGGACGGCGAAGGCUGGGAGAGGGCCGACCGGUGGGACGGACAGGUAGUGAGCCUAGCUGGUGCCAGCGGCGUCGAGGACGCAUCUCGCCAUGAACUGCAAUCCGCAGGACUGCUCCUAAUACCGUCAUGGGCGGCCGAGGUCUUGCCUAUGGCCGAGGAGGGGGUUCUAGAGCGCCUGGUCUCUCUGGCUGCUCCCGAAGCGACGGUCGUCUUGGGCGCCGCCCUGCCCAGCAUAAUACCCGUCCUCGAGGCCAGCGGGUUCAGACCGUCACCCGUCAGCCAUAGCAGACACGACGGUCAUAACAGCGCCGUCGAUCUUGGUCCUCUCGGAAACGGGGCGCCUGUGCUGUACCGGCACAUCGUCGUUGUAGAGCCGGCGGUGGCAACAGAGAUGGCCGAGCUCUGCGUUGGCACGCUUCUCAAGGCCCUCGAGCUAUACGGCGAUGUUGUCCGACAUCGUUGGGCGAUAGAUGGGUCGUCGACGACGGCCGCUGAGACGGUGUUUGCCGGGAGGACGGUAGUGUGCAUGCUGGAGCUCGAGCAGCCGUUUCUCGAAUCCAUGUCGGACUUGGAGCUGCAAACCGUCAAGACCAUGAUGCUGCAGAGCGCGCGCAUGGUGUGGGUUACGCGCGGCGACGACCCCUCGCUGCACAUCGUCGAUGGCCUGGCGCGAUGUGUCCGUAGUGAGAACGCCACCGCCGACGUCCGCGUACUCCACCUCGGGACUGGGCCGGUGGAGAACGCACCGCGUCAUAUAGCGCGCGUGGUCACGGUCGAAUCAUCCGCGGACAAGGAGUUCCGCGAGGCCCGUGGUCGGUUGCAGGUUGCCCGGAUCGUCGAGGACCGCCGGGGCGAUGCCAUGGUCGCUGAGCACCUCGCCGACUCGACGCGUGUUGUGGGCCUCGAAGAGGCGGGCUUCCCGCUCAAACUCGCCAUCGGCCAUCCGGGGCUCCUUGACACGUUCUGCUUCGUGGAGGACAACGGGGGUGGUAUGAGGGACCUGCUGGGUGACCUGGACGUCGAGGUUCAGGUCCAUGCUGCCAGCCUCAACUUCAAGGACAUCAUGGCGGCUAUGGGCAUGAUAGCCUUACCGGCGUUAGGCUCAGAAGCCGGCGGCAUUGUCGUUCGUACUGGCAGCGGUGUUUCGAAUCUACAAGUGGGUGACCGCGUGGCACUUCUUUGUCCCGGGGGCACACACAAGACACUUGUCAGAGUAGACUCGAGUCUUGUCACGAGGAUCCCUGAUUCCUUGACCUUUGAACAGGCUGCCUCGAUCCCUGUGGCCUUCAUCACGGCCUAUCACGCGCUCGUCAAUGUUGCCAAGCUGUCCAAGGGCCAGUCCGUCCUCAUCCACGCGGCCGCUGGUGGCGUUGGCCAGGCCGCGAUCCAGGUGGCUUCGCUCCUUGGACUCGUCGUCUAUGCCACGGCCGGCUCGCGUGACAAAAUGGCCUUCUUGACGGAGUGCUAUGGCGUGCCCCCGUCGCACAUCUUCUACUCGCGCGACGCCAGCUUCGCCAAAGCCGUUGCCCGUGUCACGGACAACAGAGGCGUCGACUGUGUUCUCAACUCGCUGUCCGGCGACCUCCUCCACGCUUCGUGGGACUGCGUCGCGCCUUUUGGCGUCUUUGUUGAGCUUGGCCUGCGUGAUGUCGUCAACAACACGCGCCUCCACAUGAGACCGUUCCACAAGAACAUUACAUUUUCCUUUUUCGAUGUCAAGGACUUGCCUGUGCCUACGCUAGCCAAACUACUCAACACCAUCUACGACCUGGUCAGCCACGGCCGUCUAACGCCCGUCUCACCUAUUACCGCCUACAGCGUCGAUCGCGUCAAGGAAGCCUACCGCACGAUGCAGCAGGGUAAGCACCGCGGCAAGAUUGUCCUCACCUUUGCCCCCAGUGCCCGAGUGCCCGUCCUGUUCCCGGCCACGGACUCGCUCACUCUGAACCCGAAUGUGGCCUAUCUCCUCGUCGGAGGCCUGGGCGGCCUGGGACGCAGCCUUGCCCAGCUUUUGGUCUCAUGCGGCGCUCGCAACCUCGUCUUUCUCUCUCGCUCGGGGUUGCCCGACGGGUCCUCCGCUGCUAGGGAUCACAUUGUCAAGCUCGAGAGCAUGGGCGCCAAGACGCGCGUGCUUCGCGGCGAUGUGGCCGACAGCAAAUCGUUUCUCGCCACCAUGCGUCGGUACGAGGACGAGGGGCAGCCGCCCAUCCGCGGCGUUGUACAUCUGGCCGCUGUGCUCCGCGACGCCGUCUUCGAGAACAUGACGCACGACGAGUGGACUGCGGCCCUGCGGCCCAAGGUGCAGGGAUCGCGGAACCUCGACGACUACUUUGACCGCUCCCGGCCGCUCGACUUCUUCAUCCUUUGCGCCUCCGUCGCGGGCAUCUGGGGCAACGCCGGGCAGACUGCAUACGCGGCGGCCAACACAUACCAGGACGCUCUGGCGCACCGCCGCCGCGCUCGGGGGCUGGCCGGCGUCGCGGUCGACCUGGGCAUCAUCAGGGACGUUGGCAUGGCGGCCGAGCAGAGCUUCGGCACGCGCUUCAGUCAGUGGGCUGAGGUCGUCGGCAUCCCUGGCGCCGUCUUCCUGGCUCUCAUGAAGAGCCUGAUCAAGGGGCAACAACAGCAGCAGCAGCAGUCUAUAGGCAGUGAUACUUAUUCGAGCUCCGACCCGGAGUGGCCGCCUCCACAGGUCUGCUCAGGCCUCGGGUCAGCCGAGGCUUGGGAGGCCCACGACAUCGCCCCUCCGCCGGCUUACCUCGCCGAUCCGCGCUUCGCUGCGCUGGCCGGAGGCAGCGCAUCGGGCUUGCAACGGCGGUCUGGUCCGGGGGGAGGCGACGCGAAAGCGUCCUCCUCUUCCUCGUUGGCGUCUCGGCUGGCCGGCGCGUCGACCAGAGAUGAAGCCGCCAACGUUGUCGCCGACGCGCUUGUGCACAAGGCGGCUGGUAUCCUACAAAUCCCACCGUCCGAGGUCGACCCGUCGCGUCCUCUGUACCAGUACGGCGUUGACUCGCUUGUCGCCAUCGAAGUACGCAAUUGGAUCAACGGGGCGAUGAAGGCCAACGUAGCCCUGCUCGAAAUCAUGGGCGGCGAGUCGAUCCGCCAGUUCGCUGUUAAAGUUGUUGAAAAGAGCAGCUUGGUGGCAGUCUAG
Messenger RNA from Colletotrichum navitas, 7305 nucleotides. Its product is annotated as mycocerosic acid synthase. The transcript has 7 exons. Lineage: Eukaryota; Fungi; Ascomycota; Sordariomycetes; Glomerellales; Glomerellaceae. Gene Ontology annotation, biological process: secondary metabolite biosynthetic process; fatty acid biosynthetic process. The coding region runs from base 1 to 7305 and encodes 2434 amino acids. Gene Ontology annotation, molecular function: zinc ion binding; fatty acid synthase activity; oxidoreductase activity. The record is from RefSeq and is a predicted model, not a curated record.